UGAAAGAGCGGCGCGCGCACUACGCGCCUGACACGUGAUCAAGAGGAGAAGAUGGCGGCUGUUUUGGAGCGCAGUCUCGUGGAGAUCUGCGGGUUCGGGCGGGAAGCCGAACGGCGGUUCCGAGAGGUCACAGUGAGUCCGGGUGUGAACGCUCCUCCAGGUGGGAUAAAAUUUCCAGACAGUGCUGGAGCCUUCCAUUAUGGCGAGAGCGGCAAGCUGCUGUCCGUCACCAGUGAUCGCUUCAUCCACUGGUGUACGUCAGGGGACACGGUGCAGCUGGUGGAGGAGUCUCUGGACACCAACCUGCUGAAUAAUGCCAUCAGACUGAAGUUCAGCUCCUGCAGCGUUCUGCCUGGGGGAGUCACCAUCCAGGAGACCCUAAAUAACAUCAUCAUUCUGAUCUGCACCAAUCAGAGCGUCCAUAGACUGGUGCUUCCCCAUCCUGCCCGCAUGUACCGCAGCGAGCUGGUCACAGAGCGCCACAUGCAGUCCAUCUUCACUGAUGUGAUGAAGCUUGAUCUCCAGGACUCUGCACACUGUGCCUUAAUCCCCGGCUUGGCUGGGCACACGGCCGUACCCGGCGCUGUGGUGGCAUGGCUCAAUUUCCAUGGAGAAGCUCACUUUGCUCUGGCUUCACCGGCAGGAGGCAUCACCGUGGUGACGCUGCCACCCCAUGACACUCAGGGCAGCGUGUCAGUGGUAGAGCUGAAGAGAAGUUCCAUGAUGAGGAGGAUCUCCGGCUGGAUGCCCACCGCCAUCCGGGGGGAUCAGAGUUCGCCGGACCUGGUUCUGAGUCUGGCGGUCCGGGAGGAGGAGGAAGAUUCACUGAUCUUCGCUCUGUGUCAGGAUCACCGGCUGCGCAUGUGGUCGCUCACGGACCAAACGUGUCUUUUGGAGGCGGACAUGUUGGAGUACAUGCCGGCCUGUAAAGGCGUGAGGCGACUCUCUGGUCAGGGGCACCGACUGAGGGUGGCCUUCUCAUCCAGAACCGGGCUCUGUCUCUGCGUGUACCUGGGCGUCCCACAGAGAGGACAGUUCAUCGUCCUGCAGCUUGUUGGUACAGACAACAACCGCUACAGCCUGGAACACAUCUCCUCUCUGUUCAGCACCCAGGAAUCUCUGGUGGACUUCACUCUGACCCCGACAGAGGUGUGGGCUCUGUGGCUGGACGAAUCCAACUCCGCCGUGGUCAAGUAUAUCAACUUCGAACACAACACAGCGGGUCAGUGGAACCAGGUGUUUGUUCAGCCACCACCAGAAGAGGAAGUCCCAGUAGGAGUGGACCUGGACCCCAGGGAGACCUACCUGGAGCUCCUCUUCUCACCGCUGCGCUUCACUGCAUCAGCCAUCGUCAGAGCCUUACAGAUCUUCCGAAGAGGAUCAGAGAGGGUCUUGGAUCUUUCCUGGGAGAAUCUGAAGAAGGAGGUGACUCAGGCUGUGGAGAGUGAGCUGCAGAGCAGCGUCACAGAGUUCGAGUUCUCUCAGGAGGAGUACCGGCAGCUGCAGGUAGAGUUCUGGUCUCGCUUCUAUUCCUGCUGUCUGCAGUACCAGGAGGUGGAGUCCACUCCUCUGGGCCUGACGGUCAGCCAGAACACGGGGAUGGCCUGUCUGCUCCGUAAGGGCUUUGUGUCCUUCCUGCUGCCGUGUUUUGCUGUGGAUCACCUGUACCUGUCCUACGACCAGUACCUGCUGUCUGAGGAGGACACGCCCAUUAGUGAUGACCCUGAUGUGGCCCGAGACAUCCUGCAGCUGGUCCGGACCCUGCGGCUCGUCAGCGACGCCGUCUCUGCAGAGAUGGCGUACGAGAUGGAGAAGGCGCUUGAAUAUCUGCAGACUCCUGAGAGAGCUGCGGAGCUCGUCCUGGAAAACAUGGUGUGCAGCGACAAUGAUGGCGUAAUCGAAGACAUCCAGAACAAACUGCAGGACAUCCGGAACCCCAUUACUGCCAUGAUGGCUCUGCUGAGGGAGUUGGACCUGGAAACAGAAUCAGAGAUUGGUGGAGACGGACCUGUCGCUCCAGGUCUGAGUGUCAGGAUGAGCCUGUCUCAGCUGUACGGCAGCAGCUGUGCUGUCUCCGUCGUCUGUCAGGCUGUCUGUCACAUGGCCAUGACCCGAGCGCAGUUCUGCAGAGACAUGUUAAUACUGCAGAAACUCUACCUGCACUUCGGAGACAAUGUCUUUCUGGGUGGGGGGGGUCAGCUGCUGCAGCUCCAGCAGGAUCUGAUCCCUCGGACCUCCCACCUCCUCUCUUCCUAUCACCUCCUUAAAAACAUCAGUCAGAGUCUUGCUUCUCCUGUUCCCAUGGAUACCAUAGAUGUGAACCUGCAGCACCUCACUGCACUGGAGCUGUCGGACACGCCGACGAUGUCAACGGGUCGAUCAGUGCUGAACCCUCAGACGGUCCUGGAGCUCUUCUAUCAGACAGCAGCCAGAAGGAUCAUCAUCUCCCACAUAUUUUCCCAGCAGCAUACAGACUCUCUGCUAGUCUGGAAUCACAUGAUCUCUCACGUGGUCCAGCUGCUCGCUCAGCUGCUUUGGCCCAGUAACCCUGGCUUCCAGUUCCCAGAGUGUCUGAUGGCCAACUGUCAGUUCACUCAGCUCCAGGAUUAUGUUCGUCUGAUCGGCCCGUGGUGUCAGGUGAACAUUGGUUCAUGUCGCUUCGUGCUGGCUCAGUGCUACCUGGCUAACGGAGAGGGCCACAAGGCUCUGAGAUGUUUCCAGGAGGCGGCGACAGAGGUAGAGAAGGAAGACUUUCUAAUGAAGCUGACCGGAAGUGAGGACGAUGAGGCGGCUGCCAGUCCGAGGUUACAGUACUACAACAAGGUGCUGAGGCUGCUGGAGGACGUAGGGCUGCCCGAGCUCAUCAUCCAGUUCGCCUCUCUGGCUAUAGCAGAGGCAGAGGAUGACGUCCACUGUCAGGCGGCGCUGUGGACCAGAAUCUUCAAACAUCACCUGGAUCUGGGACACAACAGCGAAGCUUAUGAAGCUCUUACCCAGAACCCUGACAGCAGCAUGCAGCUAGAUUGUCUCCGUCAGCUGGUCGUGGUUCUGUGUGAACGAUCCCAGCUGGAAGAUCUGGUCCAGUUUCCAUACAUGAACCUGCAUGAUGAGGUGGUCGGCAUCAUCGAGUCUCGUGCUCGCGGUCUGGAUCUGCUGACGCACAACUACUAUGAGCUGCUGUACGCCUUCCACAUCAACCGACACAACUACAGGAAAGCGGGGACCGUCAUGUUCGAGUUUGGGAUGCGUCUCGGUCGGGAGGUCCGGACUCGCCUCGGUCUCCAGAAACAGGUGAACUGUUACCUCGCUGCGCUCAACUGCCUGCGCCUCAUCCGGCCCGAGUACGCCUGGAUCGUCCAGCCGGUUUCUGGAAGCACGUACGGGCGACCCGGAGCGUCUCCGAAAAGGAACUCUGAUGGAGAUUUUCCAGCAGAACCAGCUGCAGGUAGACGACAGGUGGACAUCCUGGAGCUCCAAGACCUGGAGAAGGAGUACUUCCUGUCCCGCGCUCGCCUCACGCUUGCUCAGCACCACCCCCCCUCUGCAGCCAUUGCAGGAAGUGCGUCUGCUCAAGAACUGGUUCUGCUCCUAGUCCAAGCUGGACUCUUUGACUCUGCCCUGUCUCUCAGUCGCAUCUUCAAACUGGAUCUGAGUCCGAUCUUUGACACGCUAACCUUUAAGUGCAUCCAGCUGCAGUCCGGGGGGGAGGAACCUCAGAGUGAAGCUUGGAGCUGGUUGGCUGCUAACCAGCUAUCAGUUGUCAACACUAAAGAGUCUAGUGCCACCGACGAGGCAUGGCGACUGCUUUCCUCCUACCUGGACAGAUAUCCUUCCACCAACGGGCAGCAUCACCGUCACGUCAUCCACAAGCUGCUUUCCCAUGGUGUUCCGCUGCCUGAUUGGCUUCUGCAGUCUUACAAGUGUAUGGAUGCUCCCUCACUGCUGCGCCUCCUCCUGAACUUUGACCUCUUAGAGAUGGCUGCAGAGCUUGUGCUUGAGUAUGUGGAUGCCGUGCUCGGCCGGGGACACCAGUACUUUGGGAUUGAGCGGCCGCUGUCGGCCACAUCUCCGCCUGCCUGGCUUCCGUACACAGCCAUCGAUCAGCUUCUCCACGCUCUGAGCGAAACGCAGACACACAUUAGCCUUCUGAAAAAAGUUCGAGACAAACUAGACGAGUAUCACCGUGUUGUGCAACAGACAACCGAACGGCGACUUGCUGCUCAGAGACGCGUGGCGGCAUGAGACAAGUUGCUGCCAACCUCAUCAUUCACCAGUUUUCUAUUUGUUUUUUUAUGUGAAAAUAUUCUAAUUAAAGUGUUUUGUAAU
Molecule: messenger RNA, 4326 nt
Organism: Cyprinodon variegatus (sheepshead minnow)
Lineage: Eukaryota; Metazoa; Chordata; Actinopteri; Cyprinodontiformes; Cyprinodontidae
Gene: nup160
Product: nucleoporin 160kDa
Exons: 34
Coding region: 52-4242 (1396 amino acids)
Cellular component (GO): nuclear pore
Molecular function (GO): structural constituent of nuclear pore
Source: RefSeq, a predicted model, not a curated record